GGUGGGGGACUGCACCCUGGGGAGAGGUUGGCACCGUGCCAGGUCUGUGUCUCUCCCCUGCCCAGGCUGAUGGUGAACCUGACCCAGCCGGCUCUGCUGUGCUUUGGCAAAGUCCCGCACGACCCCAGCUCCCGGCACUGCUUCCUGCAGGUGGUGUCCUACCUGCAGGCCUACAAAGAGGCUUUCGCCAGCGAGAAGGUGUUUGGGACGCUCAGCGAGAAGCUCUACGACCUGCUGCAGCUGGACUGGGAGCAGAGGCAGGAGGAGGACAACUUGCUGAUCGAGAGACUCCUGCUGCUGGUGCGCAAUGUGCUCCAUAUCCCCACGGACCCCGAGGAGGAGAAGAGUGUGGACGACGAUGCCAGCACCCACGACCGGGUGCUCUGGGCCAUGCACAUCAGCGGCACGGACGACCUGCUCAAGUUCCUGGCCAGCUCGCCGGCCGAGCAGCAGUGGGGCCUGCACGUGCUGGAAAUCGUCUCGCUCAUGUUCAGGGACCAGGUGAGCCUGGGCGGGCGGCAGGGGCAGGGGCAGGAGCUGGCUGGAUUCAUGCAUGUGUGGGCGGGGGUGCAAUGUACAGCAGUGGGUCGUACCAAGGGCCGGGGGGAAGAUGCCUUUGUGCUCCAGAGGGGCUGCAUUGGCAUCUCUCCAAGAAGUCCAUCGUGGAGCAGCUGGCCUCAACACCCCUCUCCACAGGCCAUCUUGGUAGGGCUCAGAUCCUUCAGCCUGCACACACGCCCCUCACUCCCUUCCUCUGGGUGUGAGGAAGGGGCCUUGGCCCUCCGCUGUCCCAUGAUCCUUUGCUCACCCACCGUGGGUUGGGGGGGUAGGUUCGCCAGCACCAGUGUGGUCAAGGCCUACGUCCUGCUGCUCCGGAGCUACCGUCAGAACAGCGCCCACACCAACCACUGCGUGGCCAAGAUGCUGCAUCGCAUCGCCUACGACCUCAAGAUGGAGGCGCUGCUCUUCCAGCUCUCUGUCUUCUGCCUCUUUCAGCGCCUGCUCAGCGACCCCUCGGCCGCCGCCUACAAGGAGCUGGUGAUCUUCGCCAAAUACAUCCUGGGCAAGUUCUUUGCCCUGGCAGCCACCAACAAGAAGGCCUACGUGGAGCUGCUGUUCUGGAAGAGCACGGCCACCGUGCGGGAGAUGACAGAGGGCUACAGCUCGCUGCGGGAAGGAGAGGGUGCUGGGGCCCGCAGGGCCUCCAAGUGGACUCAGCAGGAGGAAGAGGAGCUGCAGGAGCUGUACCUGAAAUACAAGGGAGUGGAAGGCGCCGACGUGGGGGGCACCCCCGUGUUCCGGCCCAGGAAGGGGACGCGCCUCGUACUGUGGACGGAGGAGCAGGAGCAGGAGCUGCAGCGGCUGUUUGAGGAGUUCCGGGACGCAGACGACAUCCUGGGGAACAUCAUGAGGCACCUCACGGCCAAGCGCUCCAAAGCCCGUGUGGUGGAGAAGCUGCUGAGCCUGGGGCUGGUGGCAGAGCGCAAGGAGCUGUACAAGAAACGCAAGAGGAAGCCCGGCCUGCCUGAUGUGGGCGAGGACAGGUCCCCGUGGGGCGCAGCCGGCCAGGAGGACUCUGCGGAGGACGAGGAGAGCGACAGCGAGGGGGAGGAGGGGGAGGCCUGGGAGGAAGGAGGCGCUGGCGGCAGGGCUGCCGAGGGAUGCCGGGAGCAAGGGGGCGAGAACCGGAUGGUGCCGGAGCAGGACGUGCAGGGCCUGGCGUGCUGCCUGAGGCAGGCAGGCCUGGCUGUCUCCCCCUUCCCCAGCGCCCAGCGGGCUGGGGCCAGGGCCUUGCUUGGCUCCCUCCCAUUGCAGCUUCCCCAGCCGGGGCUCCCAAGGAGGGGUGUCUCCUGCCCCGACUUGCUGCCCGCAGCCCUGGAGGGUUUCUCCGAGCUCCCACCGCUGCCCUGGAGCCUCGCCAGCGCAGCCUUGGCCCUCUCCCUCCAAGGGGCCGGCUGCCCCCACCAGGCCGAGGCGCUGGUGCUGCAGCUCUACGAGGCGGUGGGGACGGACGAUGCCAACGCUCUGCUCCUGGGGGUAGCGAGCCUGCCCGGAGCCCCCAAGCAGGGCGGCAGAGGCCGGGCCGCCUUGCUCUUCAAUGUGGAUCAGCUGGCAGGCGUGGACCCCCAGCGCUGCUCAGGGCUGGCUCGGCUCGACUCCCUGCUGCUGGGCCCAGUGGCCAGCACC
Pelodiscus sinensis (Chinese soft-shelled turtle) is the source of this 2187-nucleotide messenger RNA. Lineage: Eukaryota; Metazoa; Chordata; Testudines; Trionychidae. The record is from RefSeq and is a predicted model, not a curated record.